AUGACGAUGGAGCAAGCCCCAAAGAAUUUGCAAUUCGGGACGCCGGCGAUGCUUCUGAGUGACAGAGUCUCAUCUGAUGCCUCCACGAUGCCUCAACAAGAGACAGAGACCGCUGCGAAGCCUGGCUUCAUGACCAGGCUUCGCGAGGAAAUCAACCCUUCACACUCAGACCUGCCCGUCCUGGCGACUUGUUUCGUGUCAGGGAUUUGUGACAGCGUCGCUUUUAACGCUAGCAGCGUCUUCGUGAGCAUGCAGACCGGCAAUACUAUCUUCCUCGCGCUCGGUACAGCAAAUCUCCCCUACGCCGCCGAGACACUUUGGCUCAGAGCACUGGUGUCCAUCGUCUGCUUCUGGGCGGGAUGCUUUUUCUUCAGCCAGUCCCGCAGAAUCCAGCCCAAAGGAAAGAUGACCCUAGCUGGUUCGUUCUUCAUCCAGUCCGCUUUCAUUAUCACCGCGGCGGCAGUGGCUCAGAGCGGCGCCGUCCCUGCGUUCGGUAUGCGAUCUCUCGGCACUGCAUUAGCGCACGAAAGGCUUGCCAGCUACGAGACAGAGGCUAUGACACUGCUGCCAGUCGCGUUGUUGGCAUUCCAAUUUGGAGGUCAGAUCGUGACAAGCCGAGUCUUGGGGUUUAAUGAGGUGCCGACAAAUGUAUUGACAUCGCUCACUAACGUGUACUUAGACUGCGACUUGUUCUCUGAUCCGUUGAUCAUAGCGCCAAUUGGUAAGAAUGUGAAGCGCAACAGGCGGGUUGUCGCUGUUCUCUUGAUGGUCGCGGGUGGAAUCAUUGGGGCUUGGCUGCAGAAGUCGAAAGCCGGGAUGCCAGCUGCGUUGUGGAUUGGAGGAGCUGUCAAGAUGGUUAUCGCUGUGUCAUGGUUGUUCUGGAAAGGCAAGAAGGUGGCCAAAAUUCAAGCUUUCAGACAAGAGCAGCUUUCAUUCCUCCUUCUAUGA
Molecule: messenger RNA, 948 nt
Organism: Diaporthe batatas
Lineage: Eukaryota; Fungi; Ascomycota; Sordariomycetes; Diaporthales; Diaporthaceae
Exons: 4
Coding region: 1-948 (315 amino acids)
Source: RefSeq, a predicted model, not a curated record